UUCCAAAUACUUAUGCUCAUAUGGUAUUCUGUACUCCCAUUAUGGCUUAAUAGUCUCUCGCCGGACGAUCAAACAAUGCAACAUUUGCAUGCGAAAACGCAAAAUUCAUUUGUGUUUCCAGUGAGCCAUCUCCAUUAACAAGUGAGCCGUAGAAGCAUACGGUUGUGUUUUUUCUAAAAUUGCGAAAGAAAAUAACAAACAAACGAAAAUGAUUAUCAAAAACGAUAAAAAUAUUGUGGUGCCGGACUAUUUGAAUGAAGCAUUUUUUGUGUGUGCUUUGGAAGAGGGUUUGCGCGACAUAAAAAUAGUGAUACGUGAAGUAGAGUUUGCUUGGGGCAGUAAACCGGGAGAAAACUAUUGCUCAAGCAUUUAUCGUUGUACGGUUACCUAUGACUGUUGUGGCGAGUACCCAGUGCAGGGUCAGAAAUUGCAUCUCAUUGUCAAGGCCAUUCCUGUUAUAUCGGAAACAGUAUUUUUGGAAGAUGUGGGUGUUUUCAUAAAAGAGAAGUUGGUCUACAGUGAUGUGUUGCCACGUCUGGAGGUUUUGAGCAAAAAUGAUAAAUUUGGAGCAAAAUUUUUCUAUACCACCAAAAGUCCUUUGCCCAUAAUUGUUUUUAAUGAUUUGAAAACUGAGGGUUACCAACUUGCCUCGCGCCAAAAAGGACUCGAUUGGCAUCAUUCAUCAUUGGUCUUAAAACAAUUGGCUAAAUUUCAUGCCACUUCCAUGGUGUUGUUGAAAAAAGACCCCUGCAUUGCAAAACGCUUUACCAAAGGCAUGUUGUGCGAAGAGACCAUUUUGAAAAGUGAUACCUUCUUUCAUAUGUUUGGCGGCUAUUUGAAUCAGUUGAUAAAAACCUCAGCAACAUGGCCUGGUUAUGAGAACAUCAAUACGAAGCUCCAGAAAUACUAUAACAAUUUUAAAGAGAUAACCUAUAAACUGGCCAAGCCUAAGGAAGGUGAUCGCUUUAGUGUGAUUAAUCAUGGCGAUUUGUGGUCUACGAAUUUUAUGUUUGGCUAUGAUGAUGAAUUGGAACCAACGAGGCCCACUAGGUUGAUUUUCGUCGACUUUCAACUCACCAUACAUGGUAGUCCUGCAAUUGAUAUUAAUUUCUUUCUCAACACCAGUGUACAAUUGGAUGUCCUAAAGACAAGGCGGCAGGAACUGAUAGAAGUUUACUAUAAAGUCCUCGUUGAGAAUUUGGAGUAUUUGCGUUAUGAACCCAUACCUAGUUUUGAAGAUUUGCAAUAUGAGCUGCGUUCCAGAGAGUUAUAUGGAUUUUUUGGUCUCUUUGGCUUUUUACCCAUGGUUACCAUGCCAGAGGAUUUAUCGAAUGAUGCAAGCAUUGAAGCUUUCACCAAUGAGGAAUAUAAGGCAAGAAAGUUGGCUGAUGCCUUUAGCAGAGAGCAACUGCAAAAUUAUAUGAAAUUUGGUUUGAAACGUUAUGCUGAUUUGGGAGUAUUGGAUGAAUUUUAAGUUGUGGUCGUAUGGUGUUUUUUUUUCCAAUUGUUAUUAAGUACAAAUUGUUGAAUAUAAAGGCUUUGGUUAGAAAAUAAAAGAAAUUUAUAUUUCGACAUACAAUCUA
Messenger RNA from Stomoxys calcitrans (stable fly), 1583 nucleotides. RefSeq lists its product as uncharacterized. The transcript is spliced from 4 exons. NCBI's taxonomy places the organism in Eukaryota, Metazoa, Arthropoda, Insecta, Diptera, Muscidae. Bases 209 to 1474 code for a protein of 421 amino acids. The record is from RefSeq and is a predicted model, not a curated record.